UCCACAGCUCGGUUGAAGUUUUAGAUAACGAGAUUAUAAUAAAUUCCUGACGAGUAUUGAUUUCCUUUAACAUAUGGGAGGGAGAAAAUAUAAAUGAGAACGCAGGAAAUAUUAUAGAUGAAAAAAAUUGUACAUAAUUUAUGCAACAAGGACUGGAUAUUUAAUAAUUCACAAAACUGACAUGCAUGAUAGACUGAAACGCCGCGUUGUCCGCACGGCGUGACUCUCGGUGCUUCAGUUUUCGCCCACCCAGCAAAUCGUUCGCAUGGUUCCAUACUCGGUAAAGGCAGCAACCAGAUGGGCUUAUUGAAUCCGAAUGACGUCCUCGCCGAAAGCCGUCUUCCAUUCCUGUUCAGCAGUCUGCUCGGUCUUCGAAAGAUCGGGUCAGGCGAUCGGCGGUGGUUGGACUGCCUGUAUCCAACCCUCCUGAUCAUUUUGUACAUCGGACUGUUCGCCAUGAUCCGGAAAGACGUUUGGACCUACUACGAUUCACUGGACGAGGCGAUCUUCUACUUCAAGGACCAGAAGCUGCAGGGCUGUCUGAACCUUGUUGUGGUCCCGGUGAUCAUCUUAUCGAGCAUCAUCAGGAGCUCGGAUGACCUUGAUGGGUACAAGAAGCUCGACUGCAUCGACCGUCUUCUGCUCUACCUGAAUGCCCCGAUCGACCACGCGGCUGGAACGAGAGAGGAAGUCAGCAACCUCUGCGUCUACGUCUUUCUUACCCUCGUCACCAACCUCUUGACGUACUUCACCGUUGUCAUGGCGGGAUCCGGGGUGGAUUUCGACGUCGCAUGGAUCCUCGGCCACCUUCCGGUGCUUCUUGAGGUGGUGAUUCUUUGCGGAUUCGUCGCUGUCAUUGCCAAGAUCCGCGUCCGUUUCGAACGGACCAACUCCGUCAUCGCUGAGGCUCUGACGCCGAGGAAGAUCAGCGUUAUACUAGUCCAGUCGACGAGCUUUGAUAACGCUUCCAAACUUCGACUUGCCAGACGCAUUCACUUCCAACUCCACGACGUCGCGGCUGCUGUCAACAAGGCUUAUGGCUUUCGAGUGUUCUUCAUCUUCUUCGUCACCCUGUUUUCGAUCCUGAACCACUUCCGGAACGCGUUUGCUCUCCACGACGACCCUCUUGGCAUCAUGGACCUUGGUCUUCAUUUGGUAUGGAUCUGCUUCCACAUGGCGAAAUACUUCUACGUCGCGAAUGCCUGUCAUGCCACUGUUUCAGAGGGGAAACUGGCUGGUAAAUUUUUACUGGAUGCACCAAUUGUUCGAGGACCAAUUGGCCUCAGCGAAGAGGUAGAGGCCUUCUCCCGGCAACUGGAUAACAAGCAGCUGCAGUUCACGCUCGUCAGCGUUUUCGCUAUCGACAUACCCAAGGGAGUAACGAUCUUCAUUGCGGUCAUAACUUAUUUCUUGGUGCUAUGCUGAUUGUGAUGAGAUGUUGCGGAAUUGCAUCACCGCGUGGCUGAAGACCUGAUGUAACAACAAAUACGGCCACCACCACCACCACCGCAUGUACAUACUUGCAGCAGAUUCUCCGGCACUUCUCGUUCCCUCCAAUUCAUCAGUGAUUACAUUGAACACUCGGCGUUUAAAUCUGCGGUUCUCUCUCUCUGGAACUCACUGCAAGCUGGAGGGGAAAUUUGCCGUUGCUGAUCUCAGUGAAAGA
Diprion similis is the source of this 1666-nucleotide messenger RNA. RefSeq lists its product as uncharacterized. Gene Ontology annotation, cellular component: membrane. Gene Ontology annotation, biological process: sensory perception of taste. The coding region runs from base 298 to 1425 and encodes 375 amino acids. The record is from RefSeq and is a predicted model, not a curated record. The transcript has 6 exons. Lineage: Eukaryota; Metazoa; Arthropoda; Insecta; Hymenoptera; Diprionidae.